Molecule: messenger RNA, 659 nt
Organism: Strongylus vulgaris
Lineage: Eukaryota; Metazoa; Nematoda; Chromadorea; Rhabditida; Strongylidae
Source: the annotation of a GenBank genome assembly
AUGCAUCUCGCAAUAAUCUGCUCCUGCUAUGUCAUACCAGGACGGCUUGUGGAAGCGAAUGGUACGCAGGCUACAUUGUCCGAAAAGGACUUUAGCGGUUUGCUUGUCAAAACCUACGGUUAUAGAAGGAAGGUCUUGAGUAACUGUAAUCUCUGUGGAUUUGCUCGAAACAUCGACAAACACAACAACAUUAACAUACCCAUUAAAGAUGUCGAGUUAGUCACGGAUGAAGGGACUAUGAGUGGUCUGCCGCAGAAAAAGCGACGACUUUGCAAGCAACAAAAAUAUCGGCAAAUUCCAGAUAUGACCAAGGAUACUAUUGACACAUCACAGUGGAAGAUUGACAAGACUUACCUCUACGAAAGUUACUAUAUCUUAAUGAUUGGUACAGACGAAUUAAAGGCAAUGUUCCAUAGUGAUCUUAUCGAAUUAUCUCGGAACAGCACUGCCAAAAUACUUUCGAUUGGUCUUGGAGGUGGAACAAUUGAUAGCUUUUUGCAUGAAGUCUUUCCGCAGAUGGACAUCACUGUAGUCGAAAUUAGCCGCCGAAUAUUAGACAUGGCCAAAAAAUGGUUUGGUUUGGUGGAAGAUGAUCACCACCGUGUCGAGAUUGUCGAUGGAAUUACAUUUUUGGCGGAGAAAGCUAAAAUAGGUUAGCU